UGGAGGCAAAUAAAAUAGAUUUUAAAGUUUCAUAUUUAGUUUCAAAAUAGAUUUGUAGUAUUAUUUCAGAUACAUUAUCAUUGCUGUUGUUUCAAUUUAUCUUACAGUAUUGUAAAUAUUCUAUCUUGCUGAUAACCUUGACAUAAUAACUACUAACUAGGCUAUUUUGACAUGGAUGGUGAUUUGUCAGAAAGUGGAGGAUCAAUCCCUCAGUUUACAAGUGAAAUGGAUUUGAAGCAAUCAAAUUCAGGUUUGAAAAAUGAAAUAUUACCAAGAAAGUCUUUAGGGUCUUUAGAAAAAUCAUUUACAGAGACGGCACAUUUUCCAUCCAAAAAUAGUUCAAGUGUGAGAACGAAAUUAGAUUCAAUCAAUGUCACAACUAGAGAUUUUGAAUCGUCUUUCCAUAAGGUUUUAUCAAAAAAUGAAGAAAAUAAAUCUAUUGAAAGAAUUACUGUGCACUCUAUUUCAGAACAAAGGUCAGUCGGUUCAAAGAGAGAAACACAAGCAAGAACCUCUCUGGCAAGUGUUACUUCAGAGUUGAUCUCUGUUGAGGAGCCAAUUUCAACACAAAGUUCAAAAACUCAUAAUUUAAAUUCAGGACGAUCCAGAAGCCAAAUCACAGCAUCAGUACAAAAUCCUAAUAUUACUGACAACGAGUUUAACAAUUCUGAAAUAUAUUGUAACAAACAUGAGCAAAUGAAAACAUUAUCUUUAAAUUCAGGACGAUCCAGAAGCCAAAUCACAGCAUCAGUACAAAAUCCCAAUAUUACUGACAACGAGUUUAACAAUUCUGAAAAAUAUUGUAACAAACAUGAGCAAAUGAAAACAUUAUCUUCAUACAAAAGUUUAGAUGAAGUAAUAAAUAACCAAUAUGGCAAACCAAAUCUAGAAUCAGGCGAGAAUUCAUCUUUUAUAAAAUUUGACUCUAAAGAUAUUGAGCACACACAAGAGCUGAGUUCAAAUCUUACAACUCAUCCAGCUGAGUCAUUGUCGAGGUCUGAAUCUUCAACAACAGUGGAAGAUACCAAAUGGUUUGACAAUCCCCAAUGCAUUCCACCAUGGGCCAAAACUGUUCGAAGGCUACAUGGAAUGACUUGUUCAGAUCACGAUAUGUCACACACAAAUUUACAGGAAAAAAUAAAAAGUCUGAUGAAAAAACAUAGUAACUUAAUGUUGCUUAAAAGAGGAGAAAGUACAAAACAGCUAAUAAUCAAACCGAAUGAAUGUGGUGGAAUGGGAACUGUUAAAAUUGCUUCAAAAAAUACUCGGUACUAUAUGACCCAUAUACCUAAAGAAUUUGGAGAACAAUCUCUAGGAAGUGACUUAACUUCCUCAAGCACAGAAAAAAAUAUUUCAGACAAAAAGAGUGUUGAUAUGACAAAUACAAAUAAAACGUCAAGAUACCAAGCAAAAGCAGAAGCAUCUAAAGUAUUAAAGUCGCUCUAUAAUUCAAAUAAAUACAAAGGAGAAAUGGACAAAGAGGAAAGUAAACUGAAGCUUCAGCAAAAUAAAUGCUUUAAAAUUACUCCAAGUAAAAUAAGGAACUUUGUAAAUUCCCAAUCUUUAGAUAAAGAUGAAAGAAAACUUGAUGAAAUAAUACAAAUUAGAAAAGUGCAUAGCCGUGAUCAGAUUGAUGGAAAAUCCAGCUCUAAAUAUAUAAUUAAUGUACCAGUACCACAAUGUAAUCAGGUUGGUGGCACAACAGUAAAUAAAAUUACAUUAAAAGAAAAACACAAGCUAAAGAUUAAUACCGUUGAAGAAUUAAAUGAAAACAUCACUGAGAUAACCUAUAACAGACGUUCAGAAACAAAGGGAAGUAAAGGACGAAUUGAAAAUCACUACACAGCAGAUGAAAAUGUACUAUAUGAUGUCAUUCCACAUUCCGAAAAACCUAAAUCACACUCUAAAUCUAAAUCUUUAAAAGUUACUGCCACGUCAACACCGGUAAAACUAAAAAAAGAAAAGAGAGACAAGGACAAAAUCUUGUUAAUUCAGUAUGAGUUAGAAGAAUCAAAAAAGGGAAGCAAGAAAUAUGAGACAGAAAAACCUGCAAUAGUUUCUCAAAAGUUAUUAGGAGUAAGACAGCCACACAAUGAAAAUUUAAAGGAUAUUUAUUUGUACGGAGCUGAUACAGAUGGCAAUCUAUGUAAAGAAAGAAUAACUAAAGUUGAUAAUGCUUCUCCAACUCUAAGAGAGAGGGUAAAUGCAGUAUUUGAAGAAUUAAAAAGUAUGUCAUUAAAGCCAUGUGCAGAGUUUGAACCAACUAAAGAUUUGCAACCAUCGGUUAGUUCUAAGAUGAUUCAACAUCCAUCUACAACAGGAGAUGCUGAUACAGUUUCAGUACAAGCUUUUCCUGAAGUCAGGUCAAUAGAAGUGCAAGUGCAAGACAGUAUUUUGUUUCAUCAACAGCGUUCAAUGGAUCACCAAUCAACACUUUCACUGUCCUUGGCAGAUGAAAAAGAAAGGGAUUAUAUUGAACCAUCUAUAGAAAUAAAACACUCAGAAAAACAUCCUCCUGAUUCAAGUCAACCUGAUGAUUCUAUUACAACACCAAAAAGUAGCAUUAUUGAAGGAGAGCAGACGGAUGUUCGUGUUGAAAGUGAAACUGAGCUUUCAAAAUUAGAUGAAAAAGAUGCUUCAAGUGAAGAGAAAAUUCACUCCAUGCAAGACAUUGAAAUUCAAGAAACUACAAAUAGGAAGGAAACCGAAGAUGAAGAUCAAAAUGAUGAUCAAGAACACGUCAGUAGGCCUAUGGAUGCUGAACAUGUUUUGGAAAGUCAGGAAGAAGAAAAUACAGAUGAACAAACAAGUGAUCGUAUAUUAUCUGGAGAGCGUUCAAUCAAUGAGGAGAAAAGUGGUUUAGAGAAUGAUGAAGAGACAUUAAGAGAAGAAGAAAGAGGGUCUCUGUUAACUGCGGGUAGCUUGAAAGAUAAAGAGCAAAAUCAAAUUUACAACACAAAAGUAAGUGGAAAUUUUGAAGGAGAUGAAGAAGAUAAAGAAGAUAAAAAAGAGGAAGAAGAUAAAGAAGAGGAAGAAGAUAAAAAAGAGGAAGAAGAUAAAGAAGAUAAAAAAGAGGAAGAAGAUAAAGAAGAUAAAAAAGAGGAAGAAGAUAAAGAAGAUAAAAAAGAGGAAGAAGAUGACGAAGAGAAAAUAAGUGGAGAAGGUCAAAUCGGAAAAGAGUUUAAAGAAGAUGAAUAUUAUGGAAUGUCAGAUGAAGCAGAAGCUGAGGAACACGUCAGUGACAAUACAGUUAAAGGACAAGAAGCAUGGAAUGGUAAAGAACAUGCAGAAGACAUACGUAGUUACGAUUUUGACCCAGCUAAAGACUUUGAGCUAAGAAUGAUUCCAUCUUCCAAGUUUUUUCAUCAAAAAGAUUCAUUAAGAAAAAUGAACUGGACAGAAGAUGUUCUAUACCUAGAAAAAACUAUGUGUCCACAAUUAGUGAGAGGGCUAGCAGAGAUAGCAGUAAAACAGCCGCCAGACCCCAUAUCAUACUUAGCCCACUGGAUAUACAAAGGCUACCACAACAGCCAGCAAGAUGAGCAGACCUCAGUUUUGAAAGAGCAUCUCCAGGUUGCCAAGGACAUGGUCUAUUCCAAAAGAAACAAAAAGCUGAUUUGCAAGAAAUUUAAUGUUCAACGCUAUCCUGAGAAACUUAAUGAAGACCAUCUCCUGACAGAACAAGCUUAUGUUUGAAGAAAUUGGGUAUUCACAAAGAGAUCAAAAUGUAUCCAGGCAAUAAUUUUAAUUUGAUCAUAGUAGUUUUGUUAAAAAAAUAUUUGUCACAAUUUUAAUAAAAUAUACAACCCUUUGGUCAUGAUAACAUA
Molecule: messenger RNA, 3827 nt
Organism: Macrosteles quadrilineatus (aster leafhopper)
Lineage: Eukaryota; Metazoa; Arthropoda; Insecta; Hemiptera; Cicadellidae
Product: glutamic acid-rich protein-like
Exons: 3
Coding region: 172-3696 (1174 amino acids)
Source: RefSeq, a predicted model, not a curated record